AUGUGGAGUAGUGUACCUGCCGAUCCACCUGCGCCUCCAGGAAGGACGAAACACAGCGUUACUCUUCUUGGUGGUAGACUUUACCUUCUUGGAGGUAAAAAUGGUAACAUACCAUUGAAGGACUUGUGGGCUUACAGAUUAGCUGACGGAAAAUGGCAAAAAUUAAUCCCUUCUGGAGAAGUACCACCAAGUCUUCAAGAGCACUCUGCCGUAGGUUACAAAGGACAUUUAUAUGUUUUCGGGGGUGAAGUAGGGUUUUCAAGUACAGAGACCCCUUUAUGGGUAUACAGUGUACAGGACAACAGAUGGCGAAAGGUGCGUUUCAAUAAAACGGAUCAAGCUCCUCGUGGUAGAAGAGGUCACUGUGCCCUUAUUUUUGGAGGUCAUAUGCUUCUUCAUGGUGGUUAUCAGGAUUUAAGAGGAUCUUCUGAUGAGUUAUGGGCUUUUAAUUUUGAAACUGAAACUUGGAAACUUUUGUGGCCUCGUAAAAGAAAAGGAAGUGACAAUAAUUCAUUAGUGCCCCCUCCGAGGCACAAACACAGUGCAGUAAUUAAUGGAAAUGACAUUUGGAUCUAUGGUGGUAUGACGGAUUUGCAAGAACGACAAGAUUUGUGGAAAUGGAACACUUCACGUCAAGAAUGGAGUUGCAUCAAAAAUGGCAAGAUGAGUCCAGGUCCUUUGCAUAGUCAUGCAGCUUGUAGACUUCCUGGAUCAAUGUUGAUAUUUGGUGGAGAGACUUCUGGAAAUUUAUCCAAUGACUCUUGGCGCUUUAGCUUUGGUACAGAAACUUGGGAUAAACUUUCUACGGUAGGCGUAGGUCCGCAACCGCGUUCCCAAAGUAUUGCUUUAGCAGUUUCUUCUUUGCAUUUAAAACCGGAAGCUUCUACAGCAACACCAUCAGCAUCAUCGAGUUCUUCAAUAUUAACGACGACGCCUUCCAGCAUUUGUCAAAAACCACCUUCGUAUUGCUUUCCGGGAAACAGAGUGUCUCCAUGUCCUGACGACGAUAUACCGCCUCCUCCUUACGAAGAAAGCAUUCAGAACGGAAAUAGUUCCAACACUGCAGGCGUUGGAUUUUUGAAAGAAAUCACUAAAAAUAUUCCUAAAUUUGGCGCGAGCUCCAGGUGCAACUACUCGGUUCUUCCCAGCGCUGACGACAGCACCGAAAACCUUUUAAGAACCAAUGACGAAGACGAGCCUUCUAAUCUUCCUAGAUCACAUAGCUCAUAUGCGUUUCAGCUAUGCAAAAUACCACGGGAUCAUGUUUCAGUACCAAAUUUCCGAGCCCUAUCGCCAACAACUGAAAACUCCAGUGAAACGAAUAGAAGAUUUCGUCCAAAUGGUGAACAAAGUUAUUCUUCUCAUUUGUGCGAUGGAGAUGACAUCCCAAAAUCGGCAUCUGUGCGUUUUAAGGAAACAAAACUUUCUGAAGACAACGAAACAACUUCUGACUAUGCCAGUGCAGAGACAGUUAACAGGUUGAAUGAACAAUCAGGAUUAUUUGGAUUCUGCAAUCCCCAUUAUUUAGGACCUGACGUUCAGCAUAUAUUGAUGAAGAGAAAUGAUGACGACGCCAGAGCUCAGCAAGCCCGUCGAGCUUUAGAUACUCCUGAUUCAGGGAUGGACAACCCUCCAUUUUGUGCAGAGGAUGGUGUAGAAUUGAUGGCUCUUCCUGUUAGAAAAACAAGGGCCCGUAGUGCUGGUCGUGGUGAUGGACAGAGCAGGUUACCCUUGUUUGUUUAUAUUCUUGGCGGUAAAGAACAACAAGCAUCGGUAUUUCAAAAACCACUUUCGGUUUGGAGAUUGCAACUGUAAAACAAAGUUAUUAUUUAGUUUUUAACUA
Ctenocephalides felis (cat flea) is the source of this 1843-nucleotide messenger RNA. RefSeq lists its product as uncharacterized. The coding region runs from base 1 to 1815 and encodes 604 amino acids. The record is from RefSeq and is a predicted model, not a curated record. Gene Ontology annotation, cellular component: Golgi apparatus. Gene Ontology annotation, molecular function: protein binding. The transcript has 9 exons. Lineage: Eukaryota; Metazoa; Arthropoda; Insecta; Siphonaptera; Pulicidae.